AUGGACGGUUCUAUAAACAUCCAAAUCCUUUUGGGAUUCGCUUUGUUUCAGAAUCUCCAGGCAAAGUUUGUUUGGAACACCGGCGGAGCAUCUUCGCUCUUUGUGGCCCUUGCCUUGCCCUUAGACUUAGCUAAAGAAAAGUGCUUUCUGUCCUACAACUUUGAAGUAUCCUACCAAUUGCCCAAGACUUGGAGGAAGAAGCCACCAUUUUUAAGAAAUGGCAAUGGCACUGAUGAUGAAAUGAGCAGUCAAGACCAUCAACAGUUUGAUGAUUUCGUUUACGAUGACUUCUAUGAUGAACAUGAUGGCCACCAUUUUGGCCACAUAUACAGGCCCCACCAUAACAAGAAAAGGAAGAAGACCAAACUCAAGCCAGGAGCUGCUGCGAAGCCACAGAAAAAUAAGCCCAAACGGAAGCAUAAACAUAAACACAAACCAAAACCAAAGCCACCGCCACAAGAUGAGGAAGAUGAUUCAGACUACAAGGAUUUCUUUCAGGGAUUUCCCUUAGAUGGCAUGGGCGAACCCGUGGGCAGAGAUCGUGAAAGGAGAUCUUUACUUUCGCGUUCCAGGUUCUACGACAUACUUAGUGAUCGCUUCGAACUACACGGAUUGGGAUCUAGCGGUAGUUGCUUGUUAAGAUUGAUUUGCGAGGCGAACAGCUAUCAGCUGGCGGAUCUCAAUGGAGUUUUGGGUAGCCUGGUUCAUGUGAUGUUCAGUCCCAGUAGCUCCCGAUAUGAGGCUCUACCCAAGCAUUACUAUAUUGCUGAAUUAGAUGGUAGUAAGGCCAACUGUGGAACUUACCAUCAAAAAUGCCAGUACAGCAUUCUUGAUUUAAUAACUCGAAAACCGAUAAAUAAAGGAAAACGUACAUUCUAG
Molecule: messenger RNA, 879 nt
Organism: Drosophila serrata
Lineage: Eukaryota; Metazoa; Arthropoda; Insecta; Diptera; Drosophilidae
Source: RefSeq, a predicted model, not a curated record